AGCGUGUCUUGCCUUGUACCCCACUGUCUAAGGACGUAAGAAAGGCACGCGACCGAUGUGAAAACAGGGUUUUUAAUUUUUUUUUGCAUGAUUAAAGGCAAUAAUAAAGCUCAUUAUCCGGACUGUGAGUAGUCAGGGAGUGAACGCUAUUGGCAAGUUCAUUUCGAAGAGCUAGAAGAAAGAAAACGGCCUCGUCUUUCCUUCAAGUGCAAAGUGCAAGUAGUGCUGUUUUACUGAACAGAGAGAGAGAGAGAGAGAGAGAGAGCGCGAGAGCCGUGCUGCUAAACCGACCUGGAAGUUUCUACAUGGUAGAUCAUAUAGUCUGUGAUCUGCGUCUCUUCUGCUAGGUUUGGGUUCCUAUCAGCCACGAUGCUACCUGAUAAAGUUCCCGAGGAAGAGACGCUGCACGCCCCCGAGGAGCUGAGGAAGCACGCCCAUGUCUCCAGCUUCGAGACAUACACUGAGCUCUACAACAAAUCCGUCGACUCUCCAGAGGAGUUCUGGGGAGAUGUUGCCAAAGAUUUUUUCUGGAAGACCAAACAUACUGGCAAGUUCCUGGACUACAACUUUGACGUGACUCAGGGGGAAAUUUACAUCAAGUGCAUGGAAGGAGCCACCACAAACAUCUGCUACAACGUCCUGGACCGCAAUAUCCAUGAGAGGAAGCUGGGAGACAAAGUGGCUUUUUACUGGGAGGGCAAUGAGCCAGGAGUCGAUAAGAUUGUGACUUACAAAGAACUACUACAGCAAGUGUGCAAGUUUGCCAAUGUUCUUAAGUCCCAAGGAGUGAAGAAGGGGGAUCGCGUCUCCAUCUACAUGCCGAUGGUAGUCGAACUGGUGGUGGCCAUGUUGGCUUGUGCCCGGAUCGGAGCCGUGCAUUCGAUUGUGUUUGCAGGCUUUUCAGCCGAAUCUCUCUGUGAAAGAAUUCUGGACUCUCAGUGUUGUAUGCUGAUUACGGCCGAUGGCUUUUACAGAGGUGAUAAGCUCAUAAAUCUGAAGGUUAUUGGCGAUGAAGCUCUACAGAAAUGUCGAGACAAGUCUUUUCCUGUAGAGCGGUGCAUUGUCUUGAAACACUUAUCAAAGGAUGAACCGGAGACCUCUUCACCAGGCUCCAUGUCACCUCCAGCAAAACGAGCUUGCCCUGACCUGCAGCAGAAGAAUCAGAAAGAAAAAGUAAGGAAGGUUCGUCCGAUCCCCAAGGUACCCUGGAACCCAGAGGUGGAUGUAUGCUGGCACUCUCUGAUGGAUGGUGCAUCGGAUGAGUGUGAGCCAGUGUGGUGUGAAUCCGAGGACCCCCUCUUCAUCCUUUACACCAGCGGUUCCACUGGCAAACCAAAGGGUGUGUUGCACACUGUCAGUGGUUACAUGCUAUAUACUGCCUUAACAUUCAAGAUGGUGUUUGACUACCACCCUGAUGACAUUUACUGGUGUACAGCAGAUAUUGGCUGGAUUACAGGUCAUUCCUACAUCACCUAUGGUCCACUGGCUAAUGGGGCCACCAGCGUUCUGUUUGAAGGCCUGCCCACCUAUCCUGAUGUUAGCAGAAUAUGGGAGAUAGUGGAUAAAUACAACAUCUCCAAGUUUUACACAGCACCCACAGCCAUCAGACUCCUCAUGAAGUACGGCAGCGAGCCAGUCCACAAGUAUACGCGGAGCUCUCUGAAGAUCUUGGGUACAGUGGGGGAACCUAUAAACCCAGAGGCCUGGCAAUGGUAUUACAAUGUAGUUGGGGAGAAGCGAUGCCCUAUUGUGGACACCUUCUGGCAGACUGAGACAGGAGGACACGUAUUAACACCUCUUCCAGCUGCCACUCCUCUGAAACCAGGAUCUGCAACGUUUCCAUUUUUUGGAGUCGUUCCUGCCAUACUGAAUGAGUCAGGAGAGGAACUUGAGGGACCAAAUGAAGGUUACCUGGUAUUUAAGCAGCCCUGGCCUGGAACGAUGAGGACUGUGUACAGGAACCACCAGAGAUUUGAGACUACCUACUUUAAGAAAUUUCCUGGCUAUUAUGUAACUGGAGAUGGUUGCCGCAGGGAUAAGGACGGGUACUACUGGAUCACAGGGAGAAUUGAUGACAUGCUUAAUGUUUCUGGUCAUUUAUUGAGCACUGCAGAGGUGGAGUCUGCUUUGGUGGAGCACGAGGCCGUUGCUGAGGCAGCUGUUGUAGGAACACCGCACCCUGUUAAAGGGGAAAGCCUGUAUUGCUUUGUCACACUCAAUGAUGGCAUCAACUAUACUGCCACCCUGGAGGCUGAACUCAAGAAACAAGUGAGAGAGAAGAUCGGUGCCAUAGCUACGCCUGAUUACAUACAGAAUGCACCGGGGCUUCCCAAAACCAGAUCAGGUAAAAUCAUGCGGCGUGUACUAAGGAAGAUAGCGUCCAACCAGCAGGAUUUAGGAGACGUGUCCACGCUAGCAGACAGUUCCAUUGUUGAGCAGCUGUUUGAGAACCGCUGCUGUACGGCUGUGUGAACAUUAGGAGACUCUAUUAAAACCACUUUACUUCAGGGCAUCUGGAUAAAAUGAAAUGUUUAGCAAUCUUAGCAGAAGGUCACCAGAAGAAAAGACGUAUAAAAUAUACUCCAAUUUUGUAAUCUCUAAGAACUGAGAAGUGUUUUUACUGGACCUGUUUGUAUAUUUGUUUAAUAAUAACCCUUUUUCCCUUGAUUUUUUUUUUCCAUUAAGUAAAAUUUGUUCUUACAUUGUAUUUUUCAAAUAUUUUAAGCACAUCCAGGAAUUGAGUACUAUUUAUUUCAUUUACUCGAUCAUAAGUAGUUUUAUAUGACAGAAAUUUUCAUGUGCCAAGGUUAAAAAUCAUGUACUCGAUCCCAAACAUUACUUUUUUUAUUCUUUCUGGCACUUAAAAGCCAACGGUCUCUUUUUUUGUUGUUGUUGCAAGACUAAUGUAGCAAACCCAGAUUUCUGUUUGGUAGGAUUUCAGUGUCGCAAAUCUCAAUCUGUACAAACAUUUUAUGUCUGCUUUAGGCUUUGAUCAUAAAGUCACCUAGAUAUCACAUGAAAAGUGUAUAAAUAUUUGCAGUCAUCUAUACAUGUUCUACCAUAAGUUUGUAAUUGUCUUUAAAAGAGGUAGGACAUGGUUCUCCUUAAACUGAACUGAGAAAAUAUUUAGUACCAAAAUGCUGUGAUCCAGUAAAUAAUCUUUAACUCAUCCAGUAGUGAUUAUUUCUGGAACUGUGUUCUCUGCAGACCAUCCAGAUAUUCCAUAUUUGCCUUUUCCUACUUGAGGAAGGUGCUGUGAUCUCAUGGAGCAACAUGGAUAAGAUGCCAAUUUGUAAAUUUUACAGAUUGUUAAAGUCUAGACAGUGAGCUUAUGAUGUGACUGAUGCACUGUCUGACACCCAGGCAUUUCCAGGAUAUACCUAACAUUAUUAGGUUUUUGAAUGAAAGACAAUUCUGAAUGUUGUUUUGUAUUUCAUAUCUUUAUUCAGAUUGGGAUCGGUUAUUGUGACUAGUUGUAGUGAUCUUAUUUCAGCAACUCCCAGGUAAUGGUCUGAUUUGUGUUCUCUUACCAGAAUAAAACCUCUUUAAUGUACUUUUAUCUUGUAA
Messenger RNA from Hemibagrus wyckioides, 3567 nucleotides. It is a transcript of the gene acss2, whose product is annotated as acyl-CoA synthetase short chain family member 2. The record is from RefSeq and is a predicted model, not a curated record. Gene Ontology annotation, cellular component: cytoplasm. The transcript is spliced from 20 exons. Gene Ontology annotation, molecular function: acetyl-CoA synthetase activity. The coding region runs from base 370 to 2472 and encodes 700 amino acids. Gene Ontology annotation, biological process: acetyl-CoA biosynthetic process. Lineage: Eukaryota; Metazoa; Chordata; Actinopteri; Siluriformes; Bagridae.